Molecule: messenger RNA, 2869 nt
Organism: Harpegnathos saltator (Jerdon's jumping ant)
Lineage: Eukaryota; Metazoa; Arthropoda; Insecta; Hymenoptera; Formicidae
Product: transmembrane channel-like protein 5
Exons: 12
Coding region: 536-2698 (720 amino acids)
Cellular component (GO): plasma membrane
Molecular function (GO): mechanosensitive monoatomic ion channel activity
Source: RefSeq, a predicted model, not a curated record
AUUAGGUUAGAACUUGUUGAGGUGUUUUAUGGUGAUGCUGCAAGUUGUUUUACCGCGCUGACAGCAUUUUAUUUACUUUAAAAUAUACUAUACUUAUCAAAAGGAAUUAUUAUUUGCUUCACAUUUUAAUUGUUAUUGUUAAUUUUGAUAAAAAGUUAUAUUUAGAUUUAUACUGAAAUCGGAAUUACUCACUGACGACGUCAUCGAUCAUAAAGACAUAGAAUUUUUUUAAGUCAACUCUAACAAAAAGUGGAACGAUGACAUCUCAGGAUCAUCCUGAUCGCAUCCAAAAUACCUGGAGAAUGCUCUAGGAUAUCCUAAGCAUUCAGAAUGAUCUCAGGACAUUGUGUACUGUCAAGAAUAUACAGGCUCAAAAUUUAUAAUAUUGUGAUAUAAAAAUCUGGUAUCUGACAUUUACUUUCAUCGUUCAUAAAGAGAAUGAUCACUGCUGAUCAAUAGCCACAAUUUUCUAAUAAAGAACUACAUUUUGGCAAGAGAAAUAGAAUUUAAAUAAGAAUCAUAUAGUUACAUCAAAAUGUCUUCUAUAAUUGACGAAACAAAUCCUUAUAUACCUACUGAUCAGUAUAUUCAGAUGGAACAGUUAUUGCCAACCAGAUUUGGAAGAGAAAAUGAAGAAUACACAUCACAUGAUCUAACUUCUAUUAUUCCAUAUGCUACUUUAAGAAUGCGCAAUAUUACUCAAUUAUCUGAUGAAGAGUGUGCUAAUGCAAUUGCCAAUCACUUGCAAUCCAGUAAUAAAUUUAUGCAGGAUGAUCCUGCAUCAAAACGUUUUAGGAUGGAAACAUUAAGGGCAAUUCCACAAUGUCUUAGUGUAAAAAGAUCAGUUAAGUCUCAAUUAUUAGCAACUGCUCAAAGAACAAAGGAAAAACCAAUUAGUUAUUGGAAAUGGCUAAGAUACAACAUUAGUUUGAAGUUUAGGAAGAUUCGGAUGGCAGCACAGAACUCAUUGCAGACAAUGAAGUUGUGGCAUCAAACAAUUAAAGCCAUUGAGAGUCGCAAUGGAAGUGGUAUAGCAACAUACUUUAAAUUUCUGAGAUGGUUAUUGUUUCUUAAUAUAAUUUCCUGCAUUUUGAGUGUAUCCUUCAUUGUGAUUCCACAAUCACUGAGUCAAACACAUGUGCCAAGUGAUAUUAAGAUAAUGGACUUUUUAACAGGCAGUGGCUUUUUCUUUCGCACAAUUAUGUACUAUGGUUUCUAUUCCAAUGACACAGUAGACACACCAUUUGGUACCAAAUAUAGCAUUCCAUAUGCCUACUUCCUGACCUUGUUUUUUUGCUACACGCUUACGUUUAUUAUACUUUCCGUCAAAGUGAUAUCAUCAUAUAGAAAGUGUUACGUCGAAACACGUGGAAAAAUGCAUGAUCUGUAUAGCAGCAAGAUAUUUUGUGGCUGGGACUACAAUAUAUCUUCGCCGAAAAUCGCCGCUAUAGAAUCAGCAUCUAUCUAUAAGGAACUGGAAGAGUUGUUAGCUGAAAAGAAACAAGAAGUGCCUUUACAUUGGUUCGCUAAAUGCUCAUUAAUUGUGAUGCAACUUGCUGUAACAGCUAUCGUCUUAUUUAUGAUUUGCGGCAUUGGUGCACUCGUGUGGAAACUAUUAGAUCAUUACGAUAUAGGAACAUCUGGAUCCAUCUCGGUGAUGAUUGUACCAAUAGUCAUUACUAUUAUCAUUCACAUUUUCCCUGCAAUUAUUUCCUAUUUAGCAUUAUUGGAACGUUACAACAAUAAGCGCACGGAACUUUACAUAACGGUGGUCAGAAAUCACGCGGUUGCUGCAACAAUCUUCGGUAUUCUAUUCGCCUUUUGGAUAAUUAACAGUACAUCAGAUUGUUGGCAAACGGACUUUGGAAGCGAGAUUUAUCGACUCAUUAUACUGGACUUCAUCGCUUCCGUGUUUGGAGCGUGUUUGCAGUUUGCACGAGCCAUUUUAUACAAGAGGUUCUCCACGAAAAUCGGCAGGCCAGAAUUUGACAUCGCUCGUAGUACAUCAAAUCUGAUAUACAAUCAGACGCUUUUCUGGAUGGGCUUUUACUUCAGUCCAUUGAUUUCUUUAAUAAUUGUGAUAAAAAUGAUUGUUAUAUUUUAUAUAAAGAAAUACGAGCUGGAAAGAUGUUACCAACGGCCGUCCCAGCCUUGGCGAGCAGCACAAACACAAACGUUGUUCCUAGCGCUCGCGUUUCUCGGCAUUAUCGGCGUGUUGCUCACGAUAGGAUAUAUUAUUUCGAAUGUGGAAAGUAAUGACUGCGGACCGUUCAGAAACCACUCUUAUACUUGGGAUUUCAUUGUCGAUGGAAUGUUAUCGUUAAAGAGGGAUAGCAGAUUUUGGAGCGUCGUCUCCGAACUCGCAAGACCUGCAACUGGCGCUGCUAUCUUAAUUGGCAUGUGCGUUGCGGUCUAUUGUUUACGAGCAAAAGUGAAAGCUAGCAAGGAAAUGUUGCAAAUUCUGUCUGAAAUGUGUCUUCUGCAGUCUCAAGAUAAGCAGUUCCUCAUAAAAAGUUUCGCUAAUUUGGCUAACAAAGUUCAUUAUUUUCCAGGCUCUCGUUCUGUGACAAGCGACUCUACUCACAGCGGGAUUAAUUUUAUCCGACAUGUUAGAUUUACCAAGCGAAACCAAGGAGAUGAAAGAAUCUCGCUUUCUCGCCGACGUAAUUUGCCAUCGACCAGUUCCGAGAAAAAAUGAUUAUAUAGAAUAGUAUAUACUAGUUUGGAGGCAUACCGACAAGAUACGUAUUAGAAAUGUCAGAGAAUACUCCUAUAUAAUUAAAAGUAUUAUUGUUACUAUGAUUUGCCAAAGCUUAAAAAUUUAAGACUAUUAUACCAGGUAUGUAAAUAUGAAACCGGAAUUUUUGUA